This is a messenger RNA of Botrytis deweyae, 297 nucleotides long. RefSeq lists its product as uncharacterized. Bases 1 to 297 code for a protein of 98 amino acids. Lineage: Eukaryota; Fungi; Ascomycota; Leotiomycetes; Helotiales; Sclerotiniaceae. The record is from RefSeq and is a predicted model, not a curated record. Gene Ontology annotation, cellular component: extracellular region. The transcript has 2 exons.
AUGCAAUUCACAACCACCACACUCAUCGCCAUCCUGAGCGCCAUCGCAGCUGCAUCUCCUAUCGAAUCCCGUCAAAAUGGAACGGCGCAACAAGAACGCCUUUGCACUUCCGCUAUUGACACUGCUAUGUGCUGCCAAACCUCUCUUGCCGGUGUUAUAAACCAGACCUGCACAACUCCUGCCAUUACUCCUUUCACCAAACAAGAAUUCCGAGCAUACUGUGCCGCUCAAGGACAAGACUCUGCAUGUUGCAAAACUCCUCUCGUAGGCGAUGGAGUUAUCUGUACCCCUCCUUAG